AUGUUUGCCUCUCGUCGUUCCCUCGCCGUGUCGGUCUUGUGCUUCUGGCUGGCCAUCCGCUCGGCACCCGCCACCAACACAAGCAGCAGCAGCCUCUUCUAUCAGCGUGCCGAGCCAGCUGCCGACGGCAAUGAGGGCGAGGAGGGUGAGGGUGAGGGCGUGCCUGUCCACGUCCACGUUCAUGUGUCCGCCCCGCCCGCCGCCGUGCCGUCGGCUGUGGCGCCUGACAGUGUGGCGCACAUGGCCGAGGCGCUGGCCGCUCAAGACAAGGACGAGGCCGACGCCGAGAAGCGACAGGCCCGCACACUCGAGGCCAAACUGACAAUCGACGACAAAAAGGACACCAUCGACGCCGAAAAGGACGCACUCAGGUCACUCACAAACACACACAGACACAUCCAUGUCUCCAUCUCUCUCUCUCUGUGUCUGUGUGUGUGUUGCUGUCAGGGCUGAGCGUCGUUUGGUGUCUGCGGCAGCCCGUGUGGCGGACGAGGAGAGCGCCGCUCGAGACGCCAUCGAGGGCGAGCACCAGACGCAGGAGACGCUCGAGCGCAACGAACAAGAGACAGACAAGAACGUCAAGGCCGCAAUCGCACAACUCAAACACGAGGCAUCAAUGGCACACACAUAGGGAGAGGAGGGAGACACACAUAUGGAUGGAUGUGUGUGUCAUGUAUGUGCAGGAGGGCGAGUUGCGUGUGGCUGACAGUCGUUUGAAGGAGGCCAAGGACAAGGAGAGGGACCUCAUGCAGGCCGCCCAGCAGCCGACUCCCACCACCACCAGCACACACAAGGCGCCCCACCCAAGCAGCAAGCGGGCCGCAGACGGAGAGAAGGAGGGCGGGACGGCCGCAGAGCAGGAGGCACUCAAGGCACUCAAGGACACGGAGGUGAGCAGGCGGAUUGGUGCAUUCAGCUGUGGUCAAUGGAUGGAUAGAUGUGUGUGUGUGUGUCAUAAGGUGUCCGAGUCGAGUGAUCCGUGUGAAGUGCUGGAGAGCAUCAAGCCGCACGCGGCACACCGAUUCAGAGCACACGCAACGCACUGAUGCAUCAAUCAUCACACAGACGCA
Messenger RNA from Vitrella brassicaformis, 1070 nucleotides. The record is from the annotation of a GenBank genome assembly. Lineage: Eukaryota; Vitrellaceae.